This is a messenger RNA of Saccharomycodes ludwigii, 858 nucleotides long. Its product is annotated as class I SAM-dependent methyltransferase. The record is from RefSeq and is a predicted model, not a curated record. The transcript has a single exon. Bases 1 to 858 code for a protein of 285 amino acids. Lineage: Eukaryota; Fungi; Ascomycota; Saccharomycetes; Saccharomycodales; Saccharomycodaceae. Gene Ontology annotation, molecular function: S-adenosylmethionine-dependent methyltransferase activity.
AUGUCUGUAUAUAAAGAUCAGAAGUUUGAUUCGCAAUAUUAUCAGGAUAAUAGACCAACAUAUCCUGAAUCUUUGUAUAAAGAAAUUUUUUCUUAUCAUAAGGGUGAAAGAGAAACUGCAGUCGACGUUGGCUGUGGUACAGGUAUCAGUACCUUUCCCUUAUUGAAGUACUUUGAUCAUGUUAUUGGGACUGACCCUUCAACUAAAAUGUUGGAGCCGGCCAAUGAUUUGAAAGAGGACUUUGAAAAAAAAAAUACUGAAAAAACUAUAAAAUUUUCGUGUUCUAAAGCCGAAACCUUGAGCUCUGUUAUUCCAGCAGACUCAGUUGAUUUGGUAACUUGUGCAGAAGCCAUUCAAUGGAUUGAUACAGAAAAGUUUAUUAAGGAGGCUUAUAAAGUUUUGAAAACUAAUGGUACAUUGGCUAUUUGGAAUUAUAUGUCACCAAGCUUUAUUGAUUAUCCAAAGGCAAAUGAAAUCUAUGAAAAAUUUGUUUUUGAUGACGAAAGAUAUUUAGGUCCAUGUUGGCCGCAACCCGGUAAAUCUACUUUCCAAAAUUUUUGCAAAGAUAUUAAAGUUCCAGCCGAUAUGUUUUCAGAUGUAAUUAGAGUUGAUUAUGUCCCAAUGAAAAAUAAUGAAAAAACCGCCUUUCAAAUUGCUAGAGACGACUAUACUAUAGCUGAUUUUAGAAAAAAUAUUUCUAGUUGGAGUAUCUGUCAUAUUUGGCAACAAAGGUAUGGAUCAGAAGGUAAAGACAUCGCUGAUAUUUUUGUCAAUGAGUUGAAAGAAGAAUUUGGCUGGACUGAUGAUACGAAGUUGAGAGUUGAAUGGGGGACAUUUUAUAUUUUAGCCAGAAAAUAA